This is a messenger RNA of Cryptotermes secundus, 4933 nucleotides long. Its product is annotated as 1-acyl-sn-glycerol-3-phosphate acyltransferase beta. Lineage: Eukaryota; Metazoa; Arthropoda; Insecta; Blattodea; Kalotermitidae. The transcript is spliced from 6 exons. Gene Ontology annotation, cellular component: endoplasmic reticulum; membrane. Gene Ontology annotation, molecular function: 1-acylglycerol-3-phosphate O-acyltransferase activity. Gene Ontology annotation, biological process: phosphatidic acid biosynthetic process. The record is from RefSeq and is a predicted model, not a curated record. Bases 190 to 1041 code for a protein of 283 amino acids.
CACAUGCGCAGUCAGUGGUCGGUUGUCUUACCGUUUGGAUGGAUAGGCGUGAGUGGAAGUGAGCGGACGUAGUGCCUGAUCAGUGCAUGAGAAGCGUUGAGUAGUGUUGUUAACUGAUAUUGCAGUUCUUCAGUAACAGGGGAUUUGUUGAUUCUGACAUCAUAUUGCACUUGAGGAUUGUUGAUUUCAAUGGCAAUGCUGAGUGGUGGUGGAGUAACGGAGGUGUUUGCAGCUGCCAUCUUACUGCUUGUGUUCCUCUACCGUGUGAGCAAUGUAUUCCGCUACUAUUUUAAGUUUACAUUGUUCACCGUUUGGUGCCUUACCGCUGCUACGAUAUUCAUCCCCCUUAUGCUGUGGCGACCAAGAAGCUACAAGAAUGCCUACCUUCCAGCUUGGGGUGCACGGCAGUUGUCCAAAUUCCUGGGCAUUAAAUUUGAGAUUACAGGACAUGAAAAUAUUGUCCAGGAUUCAGGAUGUGUAGUCCUUAUGAAUCACCAGAGUGCUUUGGAUGUACUUGUUUUGGCUGAGAUAUGGCCUGUAAUGGAGCGGUGUACAGUUAUCUCCAAGAAGGAAGUUUUCUAUCUGUGGCCAUUUGGAUUGGGUUGCUGGCUCUGGGGGACCAUCUUCAUUGACAGAUUGAAUGUGGAGCGGGCACAGAGCACUAUCAACAACACAGGAGAUAUCAUACGUAAAAAUAAGGCUCGUCUGUGUUUAUACCCUGAGGGAACUCGUAAUAGCAGUUCAGCACUCUUGCCCUUCAAGAAGGGAGCUUUCCAUGUCGCUAUCGCAUCACAGGCCCCAAUUCAACCCAUAGUAGUAUCAAGAUAUUAUUUUCUUGAUGACACAAAGAGGCUGUUUAACCCAGGGUACAGUAUUAUCAACAUUCUGCCACCAAUACCAACAGCUGGAUUAACAAAAUUUGAUCUUGAAAUGCUGAUGGAGAAAACACGAUGCGUGAUGUCAGAAGCUUAUGUCAAGACAUCAGAUCACGUACUGGCUCAUUCAUCAACACCAAUAAUUAAUGGCAAGAAGUGCAACUGAUAGCAGUGCAGUAGGUUUGUCUCAAGCAGACCCCUCCAGUCACAAAAACAAAUACAAACUGCAAUGCAGUGAAACAUAGCACCAUCACAUGACUCACAGAAGUAAUAUUUUUAUAGUUCUAUUGUUGAAUGAGAGUAAAUUGGACACAUAUUUUUGACUGGAUAGAAGACCUAUAGUAGGUUGUGGGUAUCUGGGCAAAUCAUUCCAGUAGGGACAUUUAUAAAAAAGGGACUUGUGAGGUUCAUUGUUCUCAACUGCAACAGUGUGUGAAAACAUUACUUUAGAAUAGAUAUAGUUCUGAAGGCCCAUGUAUAAGAGUAAACAAAUUUUAUUCCAUUUAACAUAUCGGAAUAUUUGGAGUAACAAAUUUAGGAUAUAUAAAAAAAAAUUGCUUGUAAUCAGAAAUGAUUAAUGAUGGUUUAUAUACUGGUUUUGUAAUAGCUCACUGUAUUUUGGAGAAGAAGGGGGAACUUUGGCCAUUAAUAUAUCAUGACUUUGAAAUCAUUUUAUUUCCAUUGAGCAGCUGCAUCUCUGAGGAAAAUUCGUUGAGAUUGCAUACCUGUAUUCAAAACGAUUCCACAAUUCUCUGAUUUUAUAGCUGCCCUCCUUCCCAGAAGCCCAUGAAUAAAUAUGCCUUGAUGAAUCACAGUGCUGUAUAGAAACGAUGAACCUCUUUUUGCAGGUGCUGCUUAUUUAUACAAGGUUAUUCAUAGGUUAAAAAGGAAUUUGGUAAAACUAUUGAUAGUUUUACAGGGUUUCCUUGUUGUAUUGUAAUUGUUAUUAUGAACCAAAGUGUAAAAUAUAAAAUAAAAAUCAGUUCUGCCGUCAAAUUCAGUGAGAGAAGUGUGCAAGGUGCAACUAAUGGUUUUUCAAAUAUCCCCUGUUCUCUUCUUACGAAGGUGAUGUAAUCUUCAAUACCAUCAUAUGUAUUGUUUUAUUUUAGAACAGUGAUUUGAAGGGGCAGCCACCAGUUUUUAGUAUGUAAUGCAAAAAUAUAUGCGAUGAAGUUUUCAUGGCAGUGACUGUUCAGAUGGUGGUCCUCUAGGCCAGAGUUUCUCAAACACUGGGCUGCAGCCCAGUACCGGGCCCUGGAAUCAAUUAUACUGGGCAUUUGUCUUAUGAAAAAAGAAUUUACCUGGCCACAGUCUCACAGGGGUUGAGAACCACUGCUCUAGGCUGUGACAGUGUGUAGUCUUGUAGGUGGCUACCAGUGUUUUGAAGAACAUGCGGCCUUCACCAUCAGAAUUAAAUACCUACAACCCUAAAGAUUUUGAAACUUCAAUAUCUGUCUUAUCAAUCUACAGGAGUAGUGUUGAAAUCCAGACGAUCAUAAUAUAUUGCAGAAAUGUCAGAGAAAUCAGUAAUUUUGUUCCUAUCUUGGAAUUUUUUUCUGAGUAUGAUGCAAGUAGUGUAACACAUGUAUCCUCAAAGCUACAUUUUUUUUUCACUUAUGAAUGUGUUCCACUGCUAUGAAAUGUUUAACAUCAGAUUUAACUAUGGCAAAUUUAUUUGUAUAUGGAUGCAGCCAGUACAGAUUUUUUGCUUGAGAACUACUGCUGAUAGUCGUUUUAUGAUCUAACUCGGUGGAAUGCACCUAAACAAUAUAGAAAUUUAUAACUACAAUGUACAGUUGCUGCCAAAUAAAAUAAUUCUGGACAUUACUUCUGAUAGUGUUGAAGCAUCACUGAAUUGCAUUUAGGGAAAGGAGUUUGAGAAAUUUACAUUCAUAACAUUAAUAAUGCAUCUUAAUGCUGAGUAACAUGUAGCUUUUGGUUUUCUGAUGGAUUUGUGGAAUCCAUUAGUAAGCCAAAAUUGUCUAUUCUUCUAUUCAGACUUGUUUGUAGUCAUAUAAACUUUUUUUGGCCUUCAUAUCAGUGCAUGCUGUAAUGUAUAAUAUAUUAAAUUACUGCAAGUGUUUAUGUUAAACAUUUGUAGUAAUUGUUUCAAACACUAAAAAAGCCAGAAGACUUUCUUUGCUGCUUAUUUAAACUUUGGUUUAUUGGAAGAAAGAUAUAUUAUGUUCUGAAAUUAUGUGAGAUUAGAGGUUCUUACAGCAGGGGAUAUGAUGUCUUCUGUGACGUGAUGCCACAUAAAUCAUAUGAAUAUUUCAAAGAACGUGCUGCCCCCAUCUUCCAGGGAAGAGAUGGAGGAGGCAGGUUGCUCUGAUAUGUUGGUUCAAACUACAUGACAUGACAUGACAUCACAGAAGGACUGUAUUCUUCUGAAAAUUUGUUUAUAUCUUAUUGUGAUAUACCGUUAUAAUUAAUUUUUAUAUUAGCCCUUUGCUGUGUCUGAUGUAGAAUAUAUUACAAAUCAUGGUUUAUAAAAAUACUCAAAUUAACUACUCUGUGAGCUUUGGAUUUAAAUGGCAUAACAAGGAGUUAGAGUAGAACUGUAAUUAUGAAAAUAUGUCUGUGAGGAACUACAGUGUCACAGGAUGGAACCUUGUUUGAUACUGAUAUUUCAGCCAUGGUCACAUUCAGCUUCUAUUGUAUAGCAGUUAAUUUUUCUUGUUACUCAUGGGUAGAGAGUUCUUAAAAAAAUUAUACACAGCAGGUCAUAAUAUAAUGUCAUCAGUAAAUCUUUUUGACCUCUUUAUCUUCAAAUAAGGACUAGAUUGUUAAGAAUGAAUCCACUUACAAAUAUAUAAAUUUUUUGAUCAGCUAUCUUUAGAUGCACAGUUUCAUAUUCAUGUGCAUUACUUUGACUCUCUUCAUGUGUUUUAUUACUUUCUUUAUUGAUAUUUUUGGCAAAUAUGUGCCACUCUUCACAAAUAAAUAUGACAGCAAUGCUAAUGUAUCAUACAAGCACUUGCUUUGUUGAAGUGUUUGUGAGUUGCAUGGAGUGAAAUGGUUUCUCAUUGGUCCAACUGUACCAGAACAAGUUUUAGAUUGAAAGGUGCACUUAUUUAUCAGCUUUUACAAUCAAGGGCUUAGUUUCAAGCCAUAUGGUAAUUUUCCCAGCAUUGGCUUGAAACAGAAAGGCACCUGGAAUCACUGAUAAUUGGUCAGUGGUGGCAUCUAAGCUUACCAUUGAUUCCAUAUUUUCUUACAAAGUAAUCGUCAGGAAACAAAAGUGAGUAAUCAGUGAGGAAUGUUUAGUCUGUGAUCAAUAGCUGAUGUGAACAUGAAAUAUAAUAUCAGAUCAUUUGAAAAUAUGGCAUAUAUGAUGAACAGUCCUAGAAAAUCUAUAUAUAAACAAAGACAUAAAUAAACCUUCAAGAACAAAAAGGUGAAAGAUGAAUGCGUAUGACUAAUAUUUAUUUCACUGAGGUAGUGAAAUGUUUUUUUACCCUUCAGAUCUUUCACAAGUGGGUCUUGAUCUUCUAGGUGCAGGUCCUUGUUCCUUGUAUUUAAAUAUUUUUAUCCUACAAGAUGUUUCUGUUCUGUCAGUAUUAUAGUACUGUACAACUGAUAGCACUUCCAUUUCAAAAUUGUUUUAUUAUUACUUAGUGUAUUUUGGAAGUUAAUGAAUAAAAACUACAUACAAUUUAUGUUAUAUAUAAUGAAUAAUUUUGAAAAAAAGAAGUACUAUACCACCAUACUACUGUUGUAACCAAGUGUCAAUAACUGAUAUGUGCUGCCCCAGGCAUGUUCUGGAUUUGUUGUUAGGUAAAAACCGUUCUUAGACACUGUGUAAUAAUUGUGGCAAUUUAUCCAGUUCUCUGUACAUACAUGGAUAUUAAAACAUAGCAUAAUUAAAGAAGGAAUGACUCCACAGAAAAUUAUUCCGAAUCUGAAGAUGCUUCACAUCCUAAACCUCAUAAUUCUCAUAGAAGGAUCACUUUCAUUGUAAAUAAAAUAAUGAGACUGUUUCACUCCAUGUUGGAUUGUGUAUCUGUCUGUCUUUGGUGUGUCUUAGCAUGAUAUAAUGGCAUUGAAUUAUUUCCUGA